This is a messenger RNA of Odobenus rosmarus divergens (Pacific walrus), 7027 nucleotides long. RefSeq names its product autophagy related 2B (gene ATG2B). The coding region runs from base 1 to 5973 and encodes 1990 amino acids. Lineage: Eukaryota; Metazoa; Chordata; Mammalia; Carnivora; Odobenidae. Gene Ontology annotation, cellular component: phagophore assembly site; extrinsic component of membrane. The transcript has 41 exons. Gene Ontology annotation, molecular function: phosphatidylinositol-3-phosphate binding. Gene Ontology annotation, biological process: autophagosome assembly; reticulophagy; autophagy of mitochondrion. The record is from RefSeq and is a predicted model, not a curated record.
AUGCCUUGGCCGUUUUCGGAGUCCAUCAAGAAGAGGGCCUGUCGGUACCUCCUGCAGAGGUACCUGGGCCACUUCCUGCAGGAGAAGCUGAGCCUGGAGCAGCUCAGCCUGGACCUGUACCAGGGCACCGGGUCCCUCGCCCAAGUCCCCUUGGAUAAAUGGUGUCUCAAUGAGAUCCUGGAGUCGGCAGAUGCGCCUUUAGAAGUCACUGAAGGAUUCAUACAGUCAAUUUCUCUGUCAGUUCCAUGGGGCUCCUUGCUACAGGAGAAUUGUGCACUGGAAGUGAAAGGGCUAGAAAUGGUCUUCCGGCCUAGACCCCGCCUAGCAACUGGUUCUGAACCUAUGUAUUGGUCAAGUUUCAUGACCAGCAGUAUGCAAUUGGCAAAAGAAUGUCUUAGCCAGAAAUUAACAGAUGAACAAGGAGAAGCAUCACAGCCUUUUGAAGGACUUGAAAAGUUUGCUGAAACCAUUGAAACAGUACUAAGAAGAGUAAAAGUCACUUUUAUAGACACUGUCUUGAGAAUUGAACACGUGCCAGAAAAUUCCAAAACUGGAACUGCACUUGAAAUUCGAAUAGAAAGAACUGUCUACUGUGAUGAAGCUGCUGAUGAGGCCUCAGGAAUUAACGUGCAUCAGCCCACAGCCUUUGCUCACAAGUUACUCCAGCUCUCCGGAGUAUCUCUCUUCUGGGAGGAGUUUUCUGCGUCAGCAAAAUCUUCCCCAGUGUGUUCAACUGCACCAGCGGAAACUGAGCCAAAGCUGUCACCUAGCUGGAAUCCCAAAAUUGUAUAUGAGCCACACCCACAACUAACUAGAAAUUUACCAGAGGUAGCGCCCUCUGACCCAGUGCAGAUUGGAGGGCUAAUUGGUAGGCUGGAGUUGAGUCUCACGUUGAAACAGAAUGAAGUACUUCCUGGAGCUAAGUUGGAUAUUGAUGGACAGAUAGACUCUAUUCAUCUAUUCCUGUCACCAAGGCAGGUGCACUUGCUUUUGGAUAUGUUAGCAGCUGUUGCUGGACCAGAAAAUUCUAGCAAAAUAGGGUUAGCUAAUAAAGAUAGAAAAAGCCGACCCAUGCAGCAAGAAGAGGAAUAUCGAAUUCAGAUGGAAUUAAACCGGUAUUAUUUGAGAAAAGAUUCCCUCUCAGCAGGUGUAUCUUCAGAGCAAAGCUUUUAUGAGACAGAAUCCGCUCGUACACCUUCUAGCCGUGAAGAAGAAGUUUUCUUCUCCAUGGCUGAUAUGGACAUGUCCCAUAGUCUCUCUUCUCUUCCACCUCUGGGAGACCCUCCAAAUAUGGACCUUGAGUUGUCAUUAACUAGUACAUAUACAAAUACUCCAGCAGGAUCUCCAUUAAGUGCUACUGUGCUUCAGCCAACGUGGGGAGAUUUCCUUGAACAUCAUAAAGAACAACCAGUAAGAGGGUCCACAUUGCCAUCCAACCUAGUUCACCCACCAAAUUUACAGAAGACUUGUAAAUUUAUAGGUACUGGCAUCAAAGUGUCCUAUGAACAAAGACAAAGAUCAGCUUCCCGAUAUUUUAGUACUGACAUGUCCAUUGGGCAAAUGGAACUUUUGGAAUGCCUGUUUCCAACUGAUUCUCAUUCUGUUCCUCCUCACUACACAGAGCUUUUAAUGUUCCAUCCCAAAGAACGAACUGAUUCCCAUCUCCCUGUGUGUCUUCAGCUUCAUUAUAAGCAUUCUGAGAAUAAAGGACCCCAGGGUAAUCAAGCAAGACUUAGUUCUGUUCCUCAGAAGGCAGAAUUGCAAAUUAAGUUAAAUCCUGUGUUUUGUGAGCUGGAUAUCAGUAUUGUGGACAGGUUAAAUUCUUUGCUUCAACCACAAAAGCUUACUACGGUAGAAAUGAUGGCAUCGCACAUGUAUACUUCAUACAAUAAACAUACUAGUCUGCACAAGGCUUUCACUGAAGUAUUUCUGGAUGAUUCACAUAAUCCUGCAAAUUGUCGGGUAUCAGUACAAGUGGCCACACCAGCGUUAAACCUUUCUGUUCGCUUCCCAAUACCUGAUCUUCGGUCAGAUCAAGAAAGAGGACCAUGGUUUAAGAAGUCACUUCAAAAGGAGAUCCUUCAUUUAGCAUUCACAGACCUAGAAUUUAAGACUGAAUUUAUAGGAGGAUCAACCCCAGAACAAAUGAAAUUGGAACUUACCUUUAGAGAAUUAGUUGGGUCGUUCCAGGAAGAUAAAGGAGAACCAUCUAUUAAGUUUUUCCAUGUGUCUAGCGGAGUAGAUGGAGAUACAGCGUCAUCAGAUGACUUUGACUGGCCACGAAUUGUACUGAAAUUAAAUCCACCAGCUGUGCAUUCCAUUUUGGAGCGAAUAGCAGCUGAGGAAGAGAGUGAUGGCCGCUAUCAGGAAGAGGAGGAAGGGGGUGCUCAUUCCCUGAAGGAUGUUUGUGAUCUGCGAAGACCAGCCCCUUCUCCCUUCUCUUCUCGUAGAGUCAUGUUUGAAAACGAGCAGAUGGUGAUGCCAGGAGACCCUGUGGAAAUGACAGAAUUUCAGGAUAAAGCAAUCAGCAAUUCUCACUAUGUGCUGGAACUUACGUUACCCAACAUUCAUAUAACACUACCUAAUAAAAGCUUUUAUGAGAAGCUUUAUAAUAGGAUCUUUAAUGACUUGCUGCUGUGGGAACCAACAGCUCCUUCACCAGUGGAGACAUUUGAAAAUAUUUCCUAUGGUAUUGGUCUUUCUGUAGCCAGUCAGCUGAUUAAUACCUUCAACAAAGAUAGUUUUAGUCCAUUUAAAUCCACAGUUCACUACGAUGAGGAGAGUGGAUCUGAGGAGGAGACAUUGCAGUAUUUUUCUACUGUUGAUCCCAACUAUCGUUCCCGUAGGAAAAAAAAACUAGACUCUCAGAACAAGAACUCGCAGAGUUUUCUCUCGGUUCUUCUGAGUAUUAACCAUGGACUGAUGGCAGUGUUUACAGAUGUCAGGCAAGAUAAUGGAGAGCUGUUGGAAAAUAAACAUGGUGAAUUCUGGUUAGAGUUCAGCAGUGGUUCAUUGUUUUGUGUGACCAAGUAUGAAGGCUGUGAUGACAAGCACUACAUCUGCCUUCAUUCCAGUAGUCUCAGUCUGUACCACAAAGGCAUAGUAGAUGGAGUGAUUCUUCCUACGGAAACACGACUGCCCAGUUCAACACGCCCACACUGGUUGGAACCUACUAUUUAUUCCUCUGAAGAAGAUGGCCUCAGUAGAGCUUCUUCAGAUGGUGUUGCAGGAGACACUUUGAAUAUGCUCUCUGUUGCAGUUAAAAUACUAUCUGAUAAAUCAGAGUCCAAUACAAAGGAAUUUCUCAUUGCUGUGGGGUUGAAAGGAGCCACACUCCAGCACAGAAUGCUUCCUUCUGGGCUUAGCUGGCACGAGCAGAUUUUAUACUUCUUGAAUAUUGCUGAUGAACCUGUUCUGGGAUAUAAUCCUCCAACUUCAUUUACAACUUUUCACGUUCACCUCUGGAGCUGUGCACUUGAUUAUAGGCCUCUUUAUUUGCCGAUCCGAUCUCUUCUCACUGUGGAAACCUUCAGCAUUUCGAGUAGUGUGGCCUUGGACAAAUCCUCAUCUACUCUCAGAAUAAUCUUGGAUGAAGCUGCUCUGCAUUUGUCUGACAAGUGUAAUACUGUUACUAUAAAUUUGAAUAGAGAUUAUGUUCGUGUGAUGGAUAUGGGGCUUUUGGAAUUAACCAUAACUGCAGUGAAAUCUGAUUCUGAUGGAGAGCAAACUGAGCCGCGCUUCGAGCUACACUGUUCCAGUGACAUUGUCCAUAUCAGAACGUGCUCGGACUCUUGUGCUGCUUUAAUGAAUCUCAUUCAGUACAUUGCAAGCUACGGGGACUUACACGCAGCAAACAAGGUGGAGGUGAAGCCUGGAGCCCCUCACAGAAAGAUGAAGGUAGAUUCCAGCGGUCGCUCAUCCUCACAAGGUCCAGUACUUCCUGAAGCAGACCAGCAGAUGUUACGCGAUCUGAUGAGUGACGCUAUGGAGGAGGUUGACCUGCAGCAGGCCGCCGCGUCCGCGCCGGCCCAGGCCAACGGUGUUUUGGAUGAAAAAUCUCAAACUCAGGAGCCCUGUUGUUCAGACCUCUUCCUGUUUCCAGAUGAGAGUGGGAACACAUCCCAGGAGCCUGGCCCUCCUUACACCUCAUUCACACACCACUUGAUUAGUGAUGCAAUGGCAGGUGCGCCCACUGAGAAUGACGACUUUUGCAUUCUUUUUGCACCAAGAGCAAACAUUCAGGAGAAGGAGGAAGAGCCAGUUGUAAAAGUGAUGGUGGAUGAUGCGGUCGUAGUAAGGGAGAAUUACUUUAGUCAGCCCGCCAGGAAGACGGACACAGGCAAAGCCCCACUGCACUUUCCCAUCCCUGCCGUCCGCUAUGUCGUUAAAGAAGUCUCUCUUGUUUGGCAUCUUUAUGGAGGAAAGGAUUUUGGAACAGUCCCUCCUACUUCUCCAGCUAAAAGUUACAUCAGUCCCCACAGUUCACCUUCUCACACUCCCACAAGGCAUGGACGUAACAUGGCAUGUGGGGGAAAAGGAAGAAACCAUGACUUUUUAAUGGAAAUACAGUUAAGCAAGGUGAAGUUUCAGCACGAGGUCUACCCGCCUUGCAAGCCUGAGUCUGACUCCAGCCUCUUAGAGCACCCAGUCUCCCGGCAGGUGUUUGUCGUGCAGGAUCUUGAAAUUCGAGAUCGUCUGGCAACAUCACAAAUGAAUAAGUUUUUGUAUCUGUAUUGCAGUAAAGAAAUGCCUCGAAAAGCUCAUUCCAACAUGUUGACAGUGAAAGUAUUACACGUGCGCCCCGAGUCCGGCAGGUCACCGCAGGAAUGCUGCUUGCGAGUGUCCCUAAUGCCACUUCGCCUCAAUAUUGACCAGGAUGCCUUGUUCUUCCUGAAGGAUUUCUUCACAAGUCUUUCUACAGAAGUAGAGCUUCUAAUGACUCCAGAUCCAGAAGUUAAAAAGUCUCCUGGAGCUGAUGUCACCUGCAGUUUGCCAAGGCAUUUAAGCACCUCCAAGGAGCCAAAUCUAGUUCUUUCUUUUCCUGGGCCAAAGCAGCCUUCCCAAGAUGGUGGUGCCAAUUCAGUGGAAGUGGUUAAUGGGGAGGAAGAGAAGGACUUCUCAGCUGGAGAAGCAUCAUUUAGUGAUCAGCCGGUGUUUUUUAGAGAAUUUAGAUUCACAUCAGAAGUUCCUAUUCGACUUGAUUAUCAUGGCAAACAUGUAUCAAUGGAUCAGGGUACGCUGGCUGGGAUUCUGAUUGGUCUGGCCCAGUUAAACUGCUCAGAACUGAAGCUGAAGCGGCUUUUCUACCGGCAUGGCUUGCUAGGUGUUGACAAAUUGUUUUCGUAUGCAAUCACGGAAUGGCUUACUGACAUUAAGAAAAACCAGCUACCAGGAAUCCUGGGAGGUGUUGGGCCUAUGCAUUCACUAGUACAAUUAGUGCAAGGCCUAAAGGACUUGGUCUGGUUACCGAUAGAGCAGUACCGGAAGGAUGGCCGCAUCGUCAGAGGGUUCCAGAGAGGUGCCGCCUCCUUUGGUACCUCAACAGCCAUGGCCGCCCUGGAGCUCACCAACAGGACGGUUCAGACCAUACAGGCGGCAGCAGAGACUGCUUAUGACAUGGUGUCUCCUGGGACCCUUUCUAGUGAGACCAAGAGGAUCAAAAGGUUUCCUCAUCACCGCUUAGCCCACCAGCCAGUGGACCUGCGGGAAGGUGUGGCCAAGGCCUACAGUGUUGUGAAAGAGGGACUUACAGACACGGCUCAGACAAUUUAUGAAACCGCAGCUCGAGAACACGAAAGCAGAGGGGUCACUGGCGCCGUGGGCGAGGUCCUGCGCCAGAUUCCUCCUGCAGUGGUGAAACCUCUGAUUGUUGCCACAGAAGCGACAUCAAAUGUAUUAGGUGGCAUGAGAAACCAAAUUAGACCAGAUGUUCGGCAAGACGAGUCACAGAAAUGGCGCCAUGGGGAAGACUGAUAUUUCAGAUGCAAUUCUUUAUGGAGAUAGUGAGGGUGGAAGUAAGGAGCAUAGUGUCCCAUUGGCAGCUUUAGAGGGUACUCAUUUAAUUUUAUUGUGCUCAUCUCAGGAACAAAAGCAUUUCUUAGUUAAAUAAUUUAAUAUCAAAGCAACAUGCAACCAAAAACUUGUGACAUUUUAGGGCUAGUUUGGUACUUGCCUCGAGAAAUGUUUGGUAGUCAGUGUCAAAAGUUCUUAAGCGUUUGCUGCCAAGUGAGUGGAAUGCUUGCUUUUAUUAAAAUGGCUGUAAUUCUCCUUGCUAUGGAUGAGAGAUCAUUGGAAGCCUCCUGUUACAGUACAGAGUGCUCAGAAACUUUGAAAGUGCACUUUGAAAGCACUGUUUAUGUUGCCCUGAGGAGUUGAUUUUUCUCAAGGUUUAAAAAGAAUCACAGCUUCGAAACUUUCAUUGAGAAUGAGAGACAGAAGCUACAGGGAAAGCAAAGCAAAUAGGAUUUUAAUAUAAAUAUCCCUGAGGAAUAAAUAACCUAGUCUGUUGGAUUUAGUGUCCGUGCACUUGAGAACAUUUUUUCCAUUCCCUCAGAAAAUCUUGUCUGUGGGUGUUGAGAACGUGAAUGUCGCAGACAUGUUCUGUUUUGUUGCACUUUAUUGUGUGUGUGUGUGUGUGUGUGUGUAGAUUAAUACAAGUCAUGUGAUCUAUUCGUUAUGUAAUUUACAGAUUUUUCACAAAAUAUAAAGAGGAGUAAGACUGAAUGUUUUUGGCAAAGGAAGCUAACUCAGAUGUAGUAACUUCCAUUUAUUUUAAGUGUAAAUGAAAAUGUGCAUUCUAUAAUGUACUGGGGCCCAUAUGAUUUAUAUGUUCACUUUUCAGCAGAUAUAGUGCAAGCUUGUUAGAAAUGUGUGGAAAGGGAGAUUGGAAAUGAUUUUUACUUUUCUGAAAUUAACCAAAAAUCCUCCAAAUAUGCCCUAGUAAGCUAUUUCGAAGUACCAUUUUUACUUGGUUAACAGUGUACAUUUUGAUAACCUGUCAGGAAUGAAUAAAGUAUUUUUAUUUAAA